GCAGGAGUGUGUCACAGGGGACAGAGCCUCCACACACAGGUCCCUGCUGGGUUGAACACUGUCAAAACACUGGCAGAGCGUCCACACAAGAGGCUGAGGCUACGGCGGGAAAGCAGCUGAUUGGUCGACCUUUAGGGAGGUCAGGGGUCGCGGGCCAUGGCGGGCCGACUCCUCCUCUUGCUGUUCGUCUUGCUGGCGACAGGCCACGCCCAGUUCCAGUACGGCCAGCGAUUCAAGCCCCGCCUCCAGAGAGACCGCCGUAACAUCCGGCCAAACAUCAUCCUGAUCCUGACUGACGACCAGGACGUGGAGCUCGGGUCGAUGCAGGCCAUGAACAAAACUCGCCGCAUCAUGGAGGAGGGCGGGACUUACUUCUCCAACGCCUUCGUGACCACGCCCAUGUGCUGUCCGUCACGUUCGAGCAUGCUCACCGGGAAGUACGUCCACAACCACAACACCUACACCAACAACGAGAACUGCUCCUCGUUGUCAUGGCAACGGCAGCACGAGCCGCGGACCUUCGGCGUUUACCUCAACAACACUGGAUACAGGACGGCGUUCUUCGGGAAGUAUCUGAACGAGUACAACGGCUCGUACGUUCCCUCGGGGUGGAGGGAGUGGCUCGGCCUGGUGAAGAACAGCCGCUUCUACAACUACACACUGUGUCGCAACGGCGUCCGAGAGAAGCACGGAGCCCAGUACCCGCAGGACUACCUGACAGACCUGAUAACGGCAGAGUCCAUCAGGUAUUUCCGCUCCUCAAAGCGAGUGUAUCCUCACCGGCCGGUCCUGAUGGUGCUGAGCCACGCGGCGCCGCACGGCCCCGAAGACUCCGCCCCCCAGUACAGCAACGCCUUCCCCAACGCGUCGCAGCACAUUACUCCCAGUUAUAACUACGCCCCGAACCCGGACAAGCACUGGAUCAUGCGCUACACGGGGCCGAUGAAGCCGAUCCACAUGGAGUUCACCAACCUGCUGCAGAGGAAGAGGCUGCAGACGCUGCUGUCUGUGGACGACAGUGUGGAGAAGCUGUACAACAUGCUGGUGGAGACAGGAGAGUUAGACAACACCUACAUCAUCUACACGGCCGACCACGGCUACCACAUCGGGCAGUUCGGCCUCGUCAAAGGGAAGUCCAUGCCGUACGAGUUUGACAUCAGAGUCCCGUUCUACAUCCGAGGACCCAACGUGGAGCAGGGCACCAUUAACCCUCACAUCGUCCUGAACAUCGACUUGGCUCCGACCAUCCUGGACAUCGCCGGCCUCGACACGCCGCCUGAUAUGGACGGGAAGUCGAUACUGAGUCUGCUGGACACUGACAAACCUGCCAACAGGUUCCAAGUUAACAAGAAGAGCAAAGUGUGGCGAGACUCGUUCCUGGUGGAGAGAGGGAAGCUGCUGCACCAGCGUGUGGAGGGCAAGGAAGUGUCGCAGGAGGAGAACUUCCUGCCCAAACACCAACGAGUAAGAGACCUGUGUCAGCGGGCCGAGUACCAGACGCCCUGUCAGCAGACCGGACAGAAAUGGCAGUGUGUGGAGGACGCCACAGGGAAGCUGCGGCUCUUCAAGUGUAAGAAUGAAGGGGGAGGAGCUAAGAGCCUGCAGAGGGGCGUGUCCAGCCGGCAGCGUCCAAUCAGCAUCAAGUCUCAGCUGUACCAGAGGAAGUCGGACGGCUGUGACUGCGACCUCCGACCUCUGGACCUGCGGCCGUCCGUCAUGCGCCCGUUCAACAAGAAGCCGUUCUUCUCCAAGAAGAAGUUCAAAGCCCUGAAGAGUUACUCCAGGAACCGCUACAGCCGCUCCGUCGUUUCCAUGGAGAACAGUUUCCCCGGCAACAGCAGCAGCCUGGUGGGCGGGGCCUGGGGCCAGCCAAUGAGAGACGAGUCUGAGGACGACUUCAGCGGGAUGGGAGGAGUUCCCAACGCCCUGGCCCCGCCCAACUCCAUCAAGGUCACCCACAGGUGCUCCAUCCUGGCCAACGAAACAGUGAAGUGUGAUACAGGUGUGUAUCAGUCUCUGCAGGCCUGGAAGGAUCACAAGCUGCACAUCGACCACGAGAUUGAGACGUUGCAGACGAAGAUAAAGAACCUGAGAGAGGUCAGAGGUCACCUGAAGAAGGCCCGCCCCCUGGAGUGUGACUGCAACAAAUACCUCUACAAGUCUAAACUGAAGAGUAAGCUGCGGUACCGGGGCGGCGGCCUGCACCCGUUCAGGAAGGGCGGGGUUCGGGACAAGAAGGCGUGGCUGCUGAAGGAGCAGAAGAGGAGGAAGAAGAUGAGGAAGAUGAUGAAGAGGAUCAGGAACAACGACACGUGUUCGAUGCCCGGCCUCACCUGCUUCACACACGACAACCAGCACUGGCACACACCGCCCUACUGGACCUUGGGGCCGUUCUGCGCCUGCACCAGCGCCAACAACAACACCUACUGGUGUCUGCGCACCUUCAACGAGACCCACAACUUCCUGUUCUGCGAGUUCGCCACCGGCUUCCUGGAGUACUUCGACCUCAACACCGACCCCUACCAGUUGAUGAAUGCUGUCAGCUCAUUGGACCGGACCGUCCUCAACCAGCUGCAUGUUCAGUUGAUGGAGCUGCGAGGCUGCAGGGGCCACAAGCAGUGUAACCCCCGCACGCGCUCAGUGGAGCCGGAGGUCAGAUCUGGGACGGCUGGGAGGGCUAAGCCGUCUGAUUGGUUGGAGCAGGCUUCUGACCCCGCCCACAGCCUGCAGGAGCGAGACGGGUCGGUGACCGCUCCGCCCGGCGGCCCCGCCCCCGUGUCAUCAGCCAGCCAACCAGCUUCCGCCAUAUCUCUGACGUCACUCGCUCCGCCCACCCUGCUGCUCAGGGAGACGCUGGGACGCCACGUUCAGCACAGCUCCUCCCCCUCCUCCUCCUCGGCUCCGCCCCCUUCCUCCUCUGAGGAGGGAAGCUCCAGCUGGAGGAGCCCGGAGGAGGAGGAGGAGGAGGAGGAGGAGGAGGAGAGCAGUGAGGAAGAGGAGGAUGAGGAGGAGGAGUGGAGGAGGUGGAGGAGGAGACAGGAGAACUGUGACUGUCGGGAUCUGAGCCAGUAAAACAAACUAAAGACAAACUGGGAGGUGAACAGGAAGGAAGUGACGCUCCUGCUGAAAUUAAUUUAAUAUCAAUUAACUAAUAAUAACAUAACAAUUAUCACACUUUAAUGUCGAUUAACAUUAAGUUAUUGAUUAUGUUUUUUCAGUAUUCGAUUAACAUGUUGAGUCGUUCAUCUAGUAAAAAAAAAAAAAAAAAAAAAAAAAAAAAAUUCCUCCACUGUCUGAGAUCAGCUGCCCCAUGAGAGGGACUCUUAUUGUCUUGAUUUGAUGUAUUUCCUGUUGGAACAGGAAGUGUGGGCGGGACGCGGUGCAAACCAACAGGAUCUCAGUU
Messenger RNA from Myripristis murdjan (pinecone soldierfish), 3403 nucleotides. RefSeq names its product extracellular sulfatase Sulf-2-like. The record is from RefSeq and is a predicted model, not a curated record. The coding region runs from base 157 to 3072 and encodes 971 amino acids. Gene Ontology annotation, molecular function: glycosaminoglycan binding; N-acetylglucosamine-6-sulfatase activity; calcium ion binding. Lineage: Eukaryota; Metazoa; Chordata; Actinopteri; Holocentriformes; Holocentridae. The transcript has 22 exons. Gene Ontology annotation, cellular component: cell surface; Golgi apparatus; plasma membrane. Gene Ontology annotation, biological process: heparan sulfate proteoglycan metabolic process; glomerular basement membrane development; positive regulation of Wnt signaling pathway.